Molecule: messenger RNA, 772 nt
Organism: Arabidopsis thaliana (thale cress)
Lineage: Eukaryota; Viridiplantae; Streptophyta; Magnoliopsida; Brassicales; Brassicaceae
Exons: 1
Coding region: 185-610 (141 amino acids)
Source: RefSeq, marked reviewed
UCGCUCUAUUAUCUCAUUACACAUUUUCUUAUAAUUUUCUCAUAUUCUCUUUUUUUGUCUAAUUAUAAUUAUUUGUUUCAUUGAUUUAUCACAAGAGUCUUCGAACAAGAGAAAGAAAAAGAAUCCCAUUUUUUAAUACUAAAGUCAAUCACCUAUCAUUUGAUUUUGAUCUUGUACAAAAUAAAUGGCAAAUUGCAGAACUCCACGACCGUGCGUUGGCAAGCUCAGCCGCGGCGUGGUUUGGGAAAACUCCGAUUUUCGGUCUGAACCUCCAGGUUCUUGGGGAUGUCCGAAGCAAAUGAGACACAAUCACGUGUCUUCUUCGACAACGGAGCAUCAACGACGAAGCUGGACCAACGCUAACGGUAAAGAAACAAAGAGCCAUUCCAAUUUUGCAGACUCUGGUGGGAUUGUUGCGGUGGAGGAAGCGGAGUUAGUGGCAGUGUUGAGGGAGGCUCAUCCGUACGUGAAUUUACAUAGAGACAGUAAAUUUGUCGUUAUGUUGUCGGCUGAGCUACUUGACUCCGGUUCGACCCUCGACGGCAUUCUCAAGGUCAUUACUAUUUACUCUUUUCACAUUACUAGAUUCCAAAAAAGACAAAACGCGUGACUCGUGAGCAAGAAAUGCAUCACUCAAAUAAUUUCUAAAAUAAUAUCAUAGUAAUGACUAAUAAUACUUUAUACAUACCACAAUGUUGUCCUCAGUUUUUUUAUACCGUUAUUAAUUAUUCCCAUAUCGUGUGUAGUAGUGUUUUCUAAUCAUUACAUUUUU